AUGACUCCCAGCCAAUUCACCAGUGUCGCAGUAUUUGGUGCUGCUGUAGCGUGGGCUGUAAAGACCACAAAGCCUCCAAACCCACACAAAGUCAAGUCGCUACCUCAUUACAACGACGCCAAGCCCAUCAACUUUGACCAGUAUGCCGGCCACAUUCCUCUGCCCAGCAACGGCCAAAAGAUGUUUUACUGGCUCGUGGAAUCCGAGUCCAAUCCAUCCACGGACCCGCUGGUGCUGUGGCUCAAUGGCGGCCCUGGCUGCUCGUCUCUCGGUGGCUUCUUCACCGAAUUGGGCCCAUUUGUCGUCCAGAGUGACUUGAGCGUCAAGCGUAAUCCGUACGCGUGGAACCGCAAGGCCAACAUGGUGUUCUUGGACUCCCCAGCGGGCGUUGGCUUUAGCCAGCCGCUGCUCAAUGCGUCCGACUACACCGACGACUUUACAGCCGGUCGACUCGUCGAGUUUCUCAAGCAAUUUCUCGUGUUGUACCCUCAAUACAAGAACCGCGAGUUUUACAUCACGGGCGAGAGCUACGCCGGCAUGUACAUUCCGUUCCUUGUGCAUAAACUCAUCACAGACCCCGUGGAGAACCUCCACUUGACCGGGUUUGCCAUUGGAAAUCCCUUCACCGACACUGUGAUUGACGCAUCAGCGACGUUGGAGUACUACUACACACACGCGCUCAUAUCUCUGGAAACGUACGAAGUCAGUCGACAAGUGUGUGGCGCGACGGGGGUUUCAGGGUGUUUUUACGGCGGCAACAUAUGCCCCCAAGAGUGUCUAACCUUGCUCCUCGAAUCUGGGUUUGGUCACAAUAUUCAGAACCUCCUAGACCGAUCCGAUGUUUACGGCGACGUGUGCCUCCUCACGCAAGUGACAUCGUUGAGAUCGUCGAUGCCCCAACAACUCACCAGUGCCAACCCCCGUCGCAGGUCGUCGGCGAAGCUCGUCCGUCCGCUGACUCACCGCGGGGUUAUUGGUCCCUGUCAAGCCCUGUACACGGCGCAGUACUUGCAACUGUACGCUGUGCAGCGUGCUCUGCAUGUGUACGACAUGCAUGUCAAUUGGGUGAGCUGCAACCCCCGGGUCACCAGUCGGUACACGCGCACUCGGUCGGCCCUGCCAAAGUACCCCACGAUCCUCCAAGCCGGGUUGAAAGCUCUGGUUUACAGCGGGGACGCCGACGCCACCGUGCCAUUCUUGGGAACGCAGCGGUGGCUGACUACACCUAAUAUGGACAGCAAUGUCAGCGACGGCCUUGACUUGUCGAUCGUGUCGCCGUGGCAGUCAUGGGUGGGUCCAGACAAACAACUGGCGGGGUACACUGUACGGUACACCAACUUGACGUUUACAACGGUCAAGGGCGCGGGCCACAUGGUGCCGGCCACAAGACCACUGCAUGCGUUGUACUUGUUCGAGUGUUUUGUGUACGGUCAAGUGGCGUGCGACUCGUUUGCGUACCCGAAGGACUCGUUGGAGUACUUGAGUGGCGCUGAUAUAAGUGUCGGCUUCGAUGGAGGGAGAGGCGAAGGCGCGCUGAUUCCGUGGGCGAUCACGGCCGUGGUGGUCGUGCUCGGGUCGAUGUUAGGCCUCGUGUUUUGGGCCAAGAAAGAGCCGGACCAGGUCGUCGAGUACAGUGUAGAUAAGUCAACGACCACUCGGUCCAUGUCAACGUUAGGCAUGUAUCGAUAAGAUGGCGGCGGCGACGAUGAGUUAGCAGGUCAAGUACCA
Aphanomyces astaci is the source of this 1728-nucleotide messenger RNA. RefSeq lists its product as hypothetical. The record is from RefSeq and is a predicted model, not a curated record. The transcript is spliced from 3 exons. Gene Ontology annotation, molecular function: serine-type carboxypeptidase activity. NCBI's taxonomy places the organism in Eukaryota, Oomycota, Saprolegniomycetes, Saprolegniales, Verrucalvaceae. Gene Ontology annotation, biological process: proteolysis. Bases 1 to 1689 code for a protein of 562 amino acids.